AUGCCAGGAAUUGGGAAAACAAGUGUCAUCAAGCUUGUCAACAAUGAACUCUUAAAAGAUGCAAACCAGUUUAAUAUUGUUGUAUGGAUCACUGUAUCAAGGAAAUGUAGUGUUAUUGAACUACAGAAUAAGAUUGCACGGGCAAUUAGUGCUGUUAUUUCAGAAGAUGAAGAUGAAUCAAUACGAGCAGGGAUAUUAUCUGAAAUAUUUGCUCAAAAGGGCAGGUAUGUGUUAAUCUUAGAUGAUGUGUUGGACAAUUUUUCUCUGGAGAAAGUUGGAAUUCCUGAGCCUACUGCAAGUAAUGGGAGUAAAUUAGUUCUAACAUCCCGAUCAUUGGAUGUAUGUUCGACGCAUGGAUUGUCAAUUUUAGUGCCACUUGCUAGAUCCAUUGCUGAGCGUUGUGUUGGUUUGCCUUUGGCAAUAAUCACAGUUGCCAGUAGCAUGAGAGGUGAAUAUAGCCUUCCUAGAAGGAGGAAUCCAUUGGAGGAAUUAAAAAGGAAUGUACAGACUGUCAUGGAUGUGGAUGUUAAAAGGCCAUGGUAUAUCAGCAAAUUAAGAUUCAGCUACGAUCGUUUGAAUGAUCCAAAAUUCAGAAUUGCUUUCCUCACUACUGCAUCAUAUCAUGAAGAUUAA
Messenger RNA from Durio zibethinus, 633 nucleotides. NCBI's taxonomy places the organism in Eukaryota, Viridiplantae, Streptophyta, Magnoliopsida, Malvales, Malvaceae. The record is from RefSeq and is a predicted model, not a curated record.